Molecule: messenger RNA, 1220 nt
Organism: Cuscuta campestris
Lineage: Eukaryota; Viridiplantae; Streptophyta; Magnoliopsida; Solanales; Convolvulaceae
Source: the annotation of a GenBank genome assembly
CGAGUAAUUUAAGAAAAGAGAAAAAAAUCUGUUCAUAGAUACAAUAACAUGACAUUGUUGGAUAAAUAAAGCACAACAAUGAAUGAUCUCUUCUCGGGUUCUUCCCCUCGUCAACGGGACAAUCAGUCGGUCGAGAUGACCGGCACCGGCGGCGGAGUGAAUCUCGACCAGUUCUUCGCCGACGUGGAGGUGAUCGAUAAUGAUCUCCGGGAUCUCGAUCAAACCCGCUCCAUUCUCUGCACCUCCCACGACCGCAGCAAGACUCUCCACAAUGCUCGGCAGUUGAACGAUCUCCGGGGAGAAAUGGACGCCGACGUUUCCCAGGCGUUGACCAAGGCCAAACUCGUCAAGGUCCGGCUGGAGGCGCUGGACCGGUCCAACGCGGCCAGCCGGACCGUCCCGGGAUGCGGUCCGGGCAGUUCGGCCGACCGGACCAGGACGUCGGUGGUGAACGGGCUGAGGAAAAAGCUCCGGGACUCGAUGGCCCAGUUCAACGAGCUCCGGGAGAAGAUGGCGGCGGAGUACCGGGAGACGGUGGAGAGGAGGUAUUACACGGUGACGGGGGAGAGGGCGGAGGAGGCGGUGGUGGACGCGCUGAUCUCGACGGGGCAGAGCGAGACCAUCCUGCAGAAGGCGAUCGGGGAGAAGGGGAGGGGAGAGGUGAUGGAGGCGAUGGCGGAGAUCCAGGAGCGGCACGCGGCGGUGAAGGAGGUGGAGAGGAGCUUGAAUGAGCUGAAUCAGGUGUUCGUGGACAUGGCGGUGCUGGUGGAGAGGCAAGGGGCAGAUCUGGAGGACAUAGAGGGUCAUGUGAACAGGGCGAGCAGCUUCGUUAGGGGUGGAACUCAGAAUCUGGAGGUUGCCCGGAAGCGGCAGAGGAACACGAGGAAGUGGGCUUGCAUCGGGAUCGCAAUCCUGCUCCUCCUCAUCUUCAUCCUUGUUCUAUCCCUUCAGCCAUGGAAGAAGAAGAAGAAAAACUGAUCGCAUUCCCCCACCGAUUGAGAACCCGGCAAGUCAACAACGACUCAAAGUCAAAUGUCUUGGCUCUGCCAACUCGUUCUCUUUUUUUUUCUCAUUUUUUUUUAAAACUUUUUUUUACCAAAAUUUAUAAAUUUUGAUAUCAAUAAGCGGGAAGAGUGUUUAAACUAGGUACAUUCGAUAAAUGUUUAUUACGGAGUAUAAAUUAACGAAAUAUUCAUUUUGAAUCAAUAGAGUGUUCAAUU